Molecule: messenger RNA, 792 nt
Organism: Chrysochloris asiatica (Cape golden mole)
Lineage: Eukaryota; Metazoa; Chordata; Mammalia; Afrosoricida; Chrysochloridae
Exons: 4
Coding region: 1-792 (263 amino acids)
Biological process (GO): cell surface receptor signaling pathway
Cellular component (GO): plasma membrane
Source: RefSeq, a predicted model, not a curated record
AUGGACUCCAGUCUCCUCUGCUGGACAGUCCUCUGCCUUCUGGGGGCAGGCCCAGUGGAUUCUGGAGUCACACAGACCCCAAGUCACCUGAUCAAAACACGAGGCCAACAGGUGACCCUCAGCUGUUCACCCAUUGCUGAGCACCUCUCCGUGUUCUGGUACCAGCAGGCCCGGGAUCAGGGCCCCAAGUUUCUUGUUGCAUAUUACAGAGGGGAAGAGAGAGAGAAAGGCAACAUCCCUGCACGGUUCUCAGGACAACAGUUUUCCGACUACCGCUCAGAGCUGAACCUGAGCGCCCUGGAGCAGGGGGACUCGUCUGUGUUCCUGUGUGCUAGCAGCAUAGAGCACAGCCCUGCAGAGCCACCACCAUCCUGUGCACAAACCUCCUGUCCCACCUCAGGAAGUAACAAUUCCCCACAUCUUGUCUGGCCUGUCAUGGGCUCCAGGCUCCUCUGCUGGAGGAUCCUCUGCCUCCUGGGGGCAGGUAACUCAGGUGCUGGUGUCUCCCAGGCCCCCAGGCACAGGAUCACACAGAGGGGCCAGGCUGUGGUCUUCAAGUGUGACCCAGUUAAUGGUCAUACUUGCCUUUACUGGUAUCGGCAGACCCCAGGGCAGGGCAUGGAGUUUUUGAUGUACUUCCAAAACACGGAGGCACCAGACACAUCAGGGAUGCCUGAUGCUCGGUUCUCUGCAGAGAGGCCUGACGGGUCGUCCUCCACCUUGAAGAUCCAGCCCGUGGAGCCGAGGGACAUGGCUGUGUACCUGUGUGCAAGCAGCUUAGCCACAGAGUGA